This is a messenger RNA of Schistosoma bovis, 1310 nucleotides long. Lineage: Eukaryota; Metazoa; Platyhelminthes; Trematoda; Strigeidida; Schistosomatidae. The record is from the annotation of a GenBank genome assembly.
CGACAAUUGUAUCUCUGUGCUAAUCUGUCAUGGCAGCUUGAGCUGAUGUAGGUACUUACGAAGUUCUAUUUUGUUGCUGACUGGUUGAUGCACCGCACAUUAAAGUUUUGAUGUAUUGUAUGGAACAGUAAGCUAAGUAAAGUUAGUGUUUGUACAAAAUUCUUUGAAUAGUUCACUAGUUUAUCUUAUUCUAAUUCUUCCCUUUCAUGUAAGUUUUAAACUUGAAUGCACAUAAUUAUCACUGGUUUUGGGCUUUAUGGAAGUUGCGAAUACAAUUCUAGUUCGUUGGCUGUUAAUCGUUUGAGACAAAUUUGGAAUAAAACUUAUACUGAUGCUUGUACUGGUAUAAAACUACACACAAUAGAGAAUGUUCCUGUUACGUAUAAAGCUGUUGACCAAUGCGUUAAUUCUAUCUGGAAAGAAAACCCUGAUUUAGUGAUACAUGUCGGUAUGGACGCCAGUGUGACGAUGCCAAUUUUGGAAACUCUGUCAUAUAAUAGUGGUUACGAUAAACCAGAUAUGGAUGGCGCUUAUUGUGGAAAUAAUGGUUGUGUUAAUAUUCAUGGUGAACCAAUCCUUUAUUGUAACAUGAAUUUGAGUAAAGCAUACAGUAAACUAGUGGAUAAUCAUAUCCCUUGUUCAAUUUCAAAUGAUCCAGGCAGGUUUUUAUGUGGCUAUAUAUACUACAAAUCACUGGAAUAUUCACCUGAUCGAGUUGUUUUCAUACAUGUCCCAUGUGCAGCUAGAAUGUCUGUUGAAGAUACUGCUAUUUCACUUCUACAGAUAAUUCGUGAACUAACUGCUUUAAAAGGAGUUAUAAUUCCUUAUACAUUGACUACUCAACAGCAAACAUCUUAAAAUUUUAUUUCCUAUAAAUUUUUGUGAGUGAAUUAGUGGAACCUCAAUUAACCUGCGCAGUGAUCUUCUCUAUACACUGAGAAAAGCUGAUUUCAUGUCAUUAUUUUUAUACUCAUUAUGCCUGCAUUCUUUUAUGCUCUGACGGCAUUAACAAACCAUUAAAAUGAACUCAAUUUUCUGUACAAAAUAAUUUACUUUCAGAAUCGAAUUUUCUGAGUGAUUUCCUUACUGUUGGUGAACAUUGAGAAGAUAAUGCACAAUUUGGAGCUUGAAUUAUAGCGAAGAAAUAAAACAAAAUGAAAAUAAAGGAAAUGACAAUAAAUUGUUUUUUACAAAUAAAUUAUGAAAGUUAUGUCAAUGUUGUAUUUAUCAUGGAAAGAAGAAUAAAGUUUAGAUCUUAAGUAUAGUUUAUUUUUAAUGUGCUUAUUUUUUAAGCCACGUAAGUACGACAC